AUGGACACAUGUACAACUUUGUACAAGUACACCAGCAUCGAAGACGUUGAUUCACGGCGGAUACCAGUCGACGCUGGAGCCCCCUUUGACAGAGGGGAUAUCAUAUUACGCAGUGCGGACAAUGUUGAUUUCCACUUUCACAAGCUAUUGCUGUCCCUAGCAUCAUCUUUCUUUUCAAACAUGUUCUCUUUACCUCAGCCUGACUCUCUCGAUGAUGCUGCGGACCGGACAAAAGACGGUCUCCCCAUCAUACCAGUAACAGAGAAUAGCGUCAUUUUGCAGAAGCUGUUGAGCUUUUGUUCUCCUGUCUACGACACAGACGUGCCCGCUCUCGAGAACUUGGACAUCGUCAUGUCUGUCCUCGAUGCCGCCGAUAAAUACGACAUGAAACGAGUCGGUAUAUUCAUCGUUAGAAUGAUAACGGCUCCUAGGUUUCUAGAGAAAGAACCUAUGCGGGUCUUUGCUAUCGCAUGUCGCUACCGCUCGGAAGCAGAGACUCUUGUGGCGGCGAGAUAUAUGCUGCGUUUUGCAGUGUGGGAGCCUGCAUAUGUGUCUGAAUUGGACUUCAUCUCUGGUUCAGACUUCCAGCGGUUGGUCAAGUACCACACAAAUUGCGGUCAAGCUAUGACCCAGCUUACCCGUCUUUGGUCUACGUAUCCCCUACCGCUACUCGACUGCAAGUUCUGUCGCAAGAAGGGGGUUUCUCGCUUGUCCCUCAAAGAAUAUCAAGAUAGUGUCAUAGAAACACUCCGCAUUCGACCAUCUGUGGAAAGCCUUCUCAAUCCCGAGUGGAUUGACAGUAUGGUUAGGAGGGCUGGAAGUUGUAUUGGUUGUAAAGAGAGAGCGCCGAGGGCGCUUGCUGAAUAUGCAAAGGAGCUUGCCUUCCCGGUAAUGGCGAUUAUCCUGGAGAUUCCCCUGGACAUCGAUUUUCGCUGA
Messenger RNA from Suillus plorans, 936 nucleotides. RefSeq lists its product as uncharacterized. Bases 1 to 936 code for a protein of 311 amino acids. The record is from RefSeq and is a predicted model, not a curated record. Lineage: Eukaryota; Fungi; Basidiomycota; Agaricomycetes; Boletales; Suillaceae. Gene Ontology annotation, molecular function: protein binding. The transcript is spliced from 2 exons.